AUGGACGAUCUUGCACGCGAAACGAAAGAACUGUGGGCUAUUUACGCCUGGUGGUCGUGCGUCCUAAUAUUGAAGAUGAACGCUCUAACGUGGUUCACCGGGCGGAUUCGAGUAACUAGACAGGUGAUCCACAGCGAGGAGGACAGAAUGUGGAUGAAAGGUCCUGACAUAAUUUUCUGUCCGACCGGAGGCGGCCACGAGGACGUAGAUCGCAUUCGAAGCGCGCAUCGGCACGAUCUUGGAUCCGUGCUCCCUUUCUUGCUAAUCGCGCCGCUAUGGUUGUCUGCGUCGCCGUUGUAUCCCGUGGCCAGAUCGAUUCUUCCUUGCUUCGCGACAGUCAAUCUAUCGUACACCCUGGUGCACAUGGAAAUCGUCAACGUUCACCGUCGUUGCACAACUAUUCUCUCCGCCGUUGAACUUUGCAUCUUGGUCUGCAUGUCCGCCAUGUCGGUGCUCCAUCACGCGAACGCACUGUGGCUCGAAGAACCUUCUCGUCAUUCUGGUUAA
This is a messenger RNA of Colletes gigas, 507 nucleotides long. Its product is annotated as prostaglandin E synthase-like. The record is from RefSeq and is a predicted model, not a curated record. Lineage: Eukaryota; Metazoa; Arthropoda; Insecta; Hymenoptera; Colletidae. Bases 1 to 507 code for a protein of 168 amino acids. The transcript is spliced from 2 exons.